Loa loa (African eye worm) is the source of this 195-nucleotide messenger RNA. RefSeq lists its product as hypothetical. Lineage: Eukaryota; Metazoa; Nematoda; Chromadorea; Rhabditida; Onchocercidae. The record is from RefSeq and is a predicted model, not a curated record. The transcript is spliced from 2 exons. Bases 1 to 195 code for a protein of 64 amino acids.
AUGGAAAAUGCAUCAGUGAACCUAAUGGAGGAAGAUUCAUUCGCAAAGAAAACACCAAUAAAACGCUUAGCAAAACGUAGUAUUGAGAUUCGACUAAAAGCACCGGUGGAUAGAGAACGGGAAGAUUAUAAAACAUUUAAAGGAAUUAAGCUACCAAUGAGUGAUGCAAUGAGUGAUGCUGAUAUCGAGAAAUAA